GAUACCCGGCAGUAAACUUCCGUUUUCCGGUGGCAAGUUAUGAGGGUGCGGAAGUUUAUGAAAUUCGCUGUUUAAACUAUAUUUUGGUUUGUCUACGGGCAUUAGUUUGUUUAGAAACAUGAUUUUACUAGAGAUUCAGAAUCGCAUUAUUGUCGACACACUCACAAACAAGUUCAGGAAUGUGCAAUCGGGUGGUAAACCAGAGUCAGUGGACAUUACUAUCGCUGAUUUUGACGGAGUGAUGUAUCAUAUCUCGAAUCCAAGCCCACAGGAAAGAUCUAAGAUACGGCUUAGUAUUUCAAUGAAAUUUUAUAAACAACUGCAAGAACACGGAGCGGACGAUUUGCUGAAAAGAGAGUAUGGCAGCUACAUAACAGACGCAGAAGAUGGUUACAAUGUAUCAAUAUUGUAUGAUCUUGAACAAAUUCCACAAGACUUUGAAGAUGUGGUUACCAAGGCCAGUCUUCUGAAGAGGAACUGCUUUGCAACUGUCUUCGAAAAGUACUUUGAAUUCCAGGAGAAAGGAGAGGAAGGCAACAAGCGAGCAGUAGUUCAGUACAGGGAUGAAGAGACAAUGUAUGUGGAAGCAAAGGCAGACAGAGUCACAGUUGUUUUUAGUACUGUGUUUAAAGAUGACGAUGAUGUAGUCAUUGGAAAAGUAUUCAUGCAAGAGUUUAAGGAAGGUCGUCGUGCAAGCCACACUGCCCCACAGGUGUUGUUCAGUCACAAGGAGCCACCGCUAGAGCUGCAGGGUACGGAUGCGCGUGUUGGAGAUAACAUAGGUUACAUCACGUUUGUGUUGUUUGCACGCCACACGAACCCGCAAGCACGCGACAACACGAUCAAUCUUUUGCACACCUUCCGAGACUACCUUCACUAUCACAUCAAGUGCUCGAAGGCGUACAUCCACUCGCGCAUGCGAGCCAAGACAGGCGACUUCUUGAAGGUACUGAAUCGGGCACGGCCAGAAGUGAAGAAUGCUGAGAAAAAGACGAUUUCGGGAAAGACGUUUGUACGAACAUAAUCCGCACAAAUUAUUGUAGAACUGACAUGUGCCGUAAUGCAUAUUAUGAUUGUACGGCAUAAAUUCUUGUUGGAGAGGGCAAUAUCGUUCUAUCUCUUCCAUCCUGUUUGGCAAGUAAAUUUACUAAAUUACUAUAUCAGUGAUAAGGAUUUUUAGGAUGAGUACAAAUUUCAUAGUCUAGCAGUAGAGGAAUCACUGCAAAAUUGUGGGAACUCUAUCAAAUCACUGUUCCUCACAGCUGUAUAAAGCAACAUGUCUUGAGUAAUUUUUAUACAUUUGAAGAAAGACAGGUCAGAUCGUCAGUUACGUGUUUACGUAUUACACUAAUUGUGUGAAAUGAUCUAGAAUAAUAUUGAUUAUUAAUGCGAGUGUAUGGUCGAAGACAAAUUUAGGUUUGCCAUGCAAUAGGUUUGUAAUAGUUUUGGUUACAAUACAAGUCCUGUGUUUGAUUUCAUGAAUCAUGCCUUUGUAUCAUAGGAAAGUUAUUGCUCUAUAAAUGUAAAUGUGACCAGACAAAUUGUAAACAGAACUGCAUACCUUGAUGUAUUUUGGUUACAGUAAAUAUUGUGUAUAUGUUAAAACAAGGAGACUGUUUCUGAAUGCAGAUAGAAACUUGCAACCAAAAAUGGUGUGAGCUCGGUAAUUAAAUGUUAAUUUUAAUGAACAAAAGCAUGCCACUGGGAACUCGUUUGUUCUUCCAUUGACCUUCAAAUUGUUAAAAUGCGCAAGUAACCAACCUGUAACCGUUUUGUUAGUAUGGAUGUAAUAAAUAUAUUCCACUUUAUUCACACCGCA
Messenger RNA from Priapulus caudatus, 1819 nucleotides. RefSeq names its product actin-related protein 2/3 complex subunit 2-like. The transcript has 4 exons. Bases 119 to 1024 code for a protein of 301 amino acids. Gene Ontology annotation, biological process: Arp2/3 complex-mediated actin nucleation; actin filament polymerization. NCBI's taxonomy places the organism in Eukaryota, Metazoa, Priapulida, Priapulimorpha, Priapulimorphida, Priapulidae. The record is from RefSeq and is a predicted model, not a curated record. Gene Ontology annotation, molecular function: structural constituent of cytoskeleton; actin filament binding. Gene Ontology annotation, cellular component: Arp2/3 protein complex; actin cytoskeleton.